AUGGCGACGCAGGACACGUACAACGGCAGCGGCGGCACGGGCGACUCGGGCCGCAGUCGAUCCACGAUGACGAUCUCGUCCGUCAUGGCCGACAUCAAGGAGAAGUUCAAGAACGACGAAGAGGACCAGGUGUCGCCGUUCCAGGGGCUGGACAAGGCCACAGUGCUGCAGGAGACCAAGAUCUUUUCCGACGCGACGACCGUGACGCGUCACCCGAAGAAAUGCUGUCAGCUGAUUACCAAGCUGCUGCACAUCCUGACGCAGGGAGAGCCGUUCACCAGUGCCGAGACGACGGCGGUCUUUUUUGGCGUCACGAAGCUCUUUCAGUCGAAAGAUGCGAAUCUACGUCGUAUGAUGUAUUUGUUUAUCAAGGAAGUGGCCGAGGCCACUGCUGCCGAUGAGGUGAUCAUUGUGACCCAGAGUCUGACGAAGGAUAUGAGCUCUGACGUCGAUCUGUACCGUGCAAAUGCGAUUCGAGUGCUUUGCCGGAUCAUUGACGGCUCCAUGUUGAACGCGAUCGAGCGUUACAUCAAGCAGGCAAUCGUGGACCGUAAUGCACUCGUUGCCAGCUCGGCAUUGGUGUCUGGUAUCCACUUGAUCAAAAGCAACCCAGAGAUCGUGCGGCGCUGGGUGAACGAGGUGCAAGAGGCCGUGAAUUCGACGCACGAUAUGGUCCAAUACCACGGCGUUUCGCUCCUGUACCAGAUCCGCCAGCACGAUAAGCUCGCUGUGUCAAAGUUUAUUGUGCAGCUGCAGAAGACCAAUCUGCGCUCGAACCUUGCAACGUGCUUGCUGAUCCGUUACACGGCAGCCCUGUUGCGUGAAAGCACAAACGGACAGGACACCACGCCGCUGUACGGAUUUCUGCAAAAGAUGCUCCGUCAGAAGAACGAGAUGGUCAUUUACGAGGCUGCCAAGGCGCUGUGCGCUCUGCCUGUGGAUGCGCGUGACUUGACACAAGCAAUCGUCGUGCUACAGUUGUUCUUGGGGUCGUCAAAGCCUACUCUUCGUUUCGCUGCUGUGCGGACACUCAGCCAAGUGGCGCUGGCGCAGCCUAUGCUGAUAACACGCUGCAAUGAGGACAUGGAGACGCUUAUUUCGGACUCCAAUCGUUCCAUUGCGACUCUGGCGAUCACCACGCUCUUGAAGACUGGUGCCGAAUCGAGCGUGGAUCGAUUGAUGAAGCAAAUCUCGACGUUUAUGGGUGACAUCGCUGACGAGUUCAAGAUCGUCGUGGUGGAGGCGAUCAAGAACUUGUGCUUGAAGUACCCUCAGAAACACCGCAUUUUGCUGAACUUUCUGGCCAAUUUCCUCCGCGAGGAAGGUGGGUAUGAGUUCAAGAAGACGAUUACAGACGCCAUUCUGUUCCUGAUUGACCGCAUCCAAGAGUGCAAAGAGACCGCGCUACUCCACUUGUGCGAGUUCAUCGAGGACUGUGAGUUUGCACAGCUAUCUACAAAGAUCUUGCGCGUACUGGGGCAGAAAGGUCCCACCACGUCAGCACCUGCACGGUACAUCCGUUUCAUCCGCAACCGCGUCAUUCUUGAAAAUGCCCCUGUGCGCGCAUCAGCCGUUUCAGCGUUGGCCCAGUUUGCCAUUCGAGUGAGCUCGCUCCGUUCUAGUGUAUCAUCUCUACUGCAGUGCUGCAAACUUGAUGACGACGACGAAGUCCGCGAUCGUGCCACGAUGUAUCUUGCCGUCCUAGAAGGCGAUGAGACGACCAGCCGCAACCUCCUUGUUGAUGACUUUCCGAUGAGUGUGGCGGCGCUUCAGAAGUCGAUCGAUCAGUACGAGCUGCGCCCUGCUGAUGGUCCGCUUACCUUUGAGACACUGCCUCACGUCGAAGUCGUUGAAGAUGACACCGAGACGAAUACAGACAGCGCGGAGACUGACAAUGGCGCUGUCCAGGCCGACGCUGCUCCUGAGCCUCAAGAUCUUGCGAAGGAACUGUAUACGAUUCCCGAGUUUGCCGAGCUGGGUGCGCUUUUCCGCUCAUCCAAGCGUCUCGAAUUGACGGAAGCCGAGACGGAAUACGUCGUCAGUUGCACGAAGCACGUGUUUCCCCAGCACAUUGUACUCCAGUACAAGGUGCUGAACACGGUGAGCGACCAGCUUCUCACGAACGUGAGCAUCGGCUUCGUCAUGGAGCCUGACGACAUUUGGCAGGUGCACUCUGUUGUCUCCCUGGACAAACUGGCCUACGGGAAGACGGGCUCGUGCUACGUCUGCUUGCAGUACAUCGGAGACGGCGUUUACCCCAUCGUGCAACUCGCCAACGUCGAGUUGAAGUUCAAGGUGCACGAAGUGAACCCGUCGUCCGGCGAGGUCGAAGACGAUGGCUUUGAUGAGGAGUACCCGAUGGAAGACAUCGACAUUAGCGCGUCGGACCUGAUGGCCAAGAUCUCCGUGAAUGACUUCCGCUCGGCUUGGGAGCGUAUCGGCGACAGUGCCGAGGUGAAGGGCAGUUACGGCCUGAAGUACAAGAGCAUCGUGGAGGGCGUGGCAGCAGUCAUCGAAAACCUCGGCAUGCAGCCUUGUGAGAACACGGCCGUGCCACAGCCAAAGGCCAAGGCACACAUUCUUCUGUUGUCAGGCGUGUUUGUUGGUGGCCUGAAGGCGCUGGUGAAGUCAAGAAUAUCGCUGGAUGAACAGGGCGGCGGCAUGAUUCUGCAGAUGGCCGUGCGUUCGGAGGCGGAAGAAAUCAGUCAAACCAUCAUGGACUGCAUUAGAUAA
Hyaloperonospora brassicae is the source of this 2733-nucleotide messenger RNA. Lineage: Eukaryota; Oomycota; Peronosporomycetes; Peronosporales; Peronosporaceae. The record is from the annotation of a GenBank genome assembly.